UCGCCCCGAGACGAUGGCCACCGUCGCGGCGACCAUGACGACGCCGGCGCCGGCGCGCCACCACCGGUUCCGCGUGCGCGCUGCCUGGGACAUGAACCCCGGUGCCGCCACCAUCGCGGCGCCUAAGACAUCCAAGCCCAAGCCCGCCCUGGGGCAGUCGCCGGCGACGGCAACCACCCCAGCCCGCGCGCCGCCGCCCACGCACGCCGACCUCUUCGCGCGCAGCAGCGAGGGCCAAGCAAAGAAGAGCACGUAUAUGGGGUUUGAGAAAUGGUGGUUGCCGCCUGCGCCGGUGGUCAAGAAGCCACGGUCACUCUACAACGCCGCAUCGCUGGCCUACUUGGGAGACUGCAUAUAUGAACUUUAUGCUCGGAGACACUUCUUUUUUCCUCCACUAAGCAUCAAUGAGUACAACAAGCGUGUGAUGGAUGUCGUCAAGUGUGAAGCACAGGAUCUGUUGCUGAACAAACUUCUUGGAGAGGAUUUUCUAACUGAAGAAGAAAGGGACAUACUUCGCUGGGGAAGGAACAUCGUUAGCAGCAAAACUCGUACAAGAAAACGUGCAGGGAUUGCAGUCUACAACCGAGCAUCUUCACUUGAAACACUGGUUGGAUAUCUUUACCUCACGAACUUCAAGCGUCUGGAGCAAAUGAUGUUUCAAUUAGGAUUCACAAGUGGUGCUUCAUCACAGAAUAUUGCAGAUGAGUUGCGCGCCAGCUUCAAGGAAACAACCUCUGCUUCUGUACAGUCUCAGAAACCCGCAAAGCGAUGAGUAGUCUCAAAAUACAGUGACCAUGGUAUGAUUUGAAUAGAAGUUCUUCUGAUGAAGCAGAGAGGGACAUGAGUGUGCAUGUUUGUGGCAUAUCUGAUCCAAAACUGGGACUUGGACAAACGAUUGUGAAUGAUAUUUGCAUGUCGGCAAAUUUGAGUGAGUUCAGGAACAUAUGAAUGUAUGCAUCAUGCAGGCUGUGCAAGAGAAAUGGCUGAUGUCAGGGAGGACCCGAUGAUUUUGAUCUUCCGAUCGUGAGUACGUGAUGUUUAGGUCAUGAAUGCCAUUGACACCUGAGUUGUGUGUGGGUUCAGUAUUAUUUGUCUCAUGACUAAAGAUUGUUAGUGGGAUCUGUUGAACAAAUUUUGCAAAUAUAAUUAAAUCACUUGAUAUUCUCUAACA
Molecule: messenger RNA, 1171 nt
Organism: Lolium rigidum
Lineage: Eukaryota; Viridiplantae; Streptophyta; Magnoliopsida; Poales; Poaceae
Exons: 7
Coding region: 14-772 (252 amino acids)
Biological process (GO): RNA processing
Molecular function (GO): ribonuclease III activity
Source: RefSeq, a predicted model, not a curated record